CCAAGCGCAACCCUCCUGUCAAGCUGAGCGAACACUUCUUCAACCCAGACCUACUCUACCAGCCUGGGAUGCUUGAUGAGAUCAUCCGCGGCCUGACUACUGUGUCCAUGGAGACACUGGACCAGUUCUUGACAGAUGAGGUGACCAACCAUCUCUUUGAAGACAAGCGGCAGCCAUUCUCUGGCCUGGACCUGGCUGCCCUCAACAUCCAGCGAGGCAGAGACCAUGGACUGCAGCCUUACAAUGAGUACAGGGCCCUCUGUAACCUGACCAGGGCGAGGUCGUUUGAUGACCUGCACAGGGAGAUAGCGAGGCCGGUGAUCGAGCGAAUGAAACGGACGUACGCACACGUGGAUGACAUAGAUCUGUUCACUGGUGGAUUGAUUGAGACGCCGCUGCACGGUGGACUGGUCGGUCCCUCGUUCGGCUGCAUCCUCGGCAUUCAGUUCAGGAACCUCCGCUGCUGUGACCGGUUCUGGUACGAGAAUGCUGACCCACUUGUGCGCUUCACCGACCCUCAGCUCACUGAAAUAAGAAAGCUAACUUAUCUUGAUCUUACUUAA
This is a messenger RNA of Scylla paramamosain (green mud crab), 563 nucleotides long. Its product is annotated as peroxidase skpo-1-like. Gene Ontology annotation, molecular function: peroxidase activity; heme binding. Bases 69 to 563 code for a protein of 164 amino acids. Lineage: Eukaryota; Metazoa; Arthropoda; Malacostraca; Decapoda; Portunidae. The transcript has 2 exons. Gene Ontology annotation, biological process: response to oxidative stress. The record is from RefSeq and is a predicted model, not a curated record.